CUUCCAUGCCUGCUUCAGAAACAACCCCCCUACUUGCGAAUGGCCAUGGCGGCCAUCAUUCGUUUUCACAGCGUAUUGUCGCGCUCGUCAAGGCUGAGGGGGAGCCAUCCUGGCUCGCCUCCCUCAAAUGGUUCAUCUUUGGCUCCUGGUUGAAUUUACUCCUGGUCUUCAUCCCCCUGUCUACCUUGGCCCACUUUCUCAACUGGGACGCUGCCCUGUGCUUCUCGUUCAGUUUCAUUGCUAUCGUGCCGCUUGCGAAGCUGCUUGGCGAAGCCACAGAACAGAUGUCACUUAAGCUGGGCCAGACGCUUGCCGGGCUACUCAACGCGACCUUCGGGAACGCUGUAGAAAUCAUCGUUGGAAUAAGUGCUUUGCUGCAAGGCCAGAUUCAAAUCGUCCAAACUUCGUUGCUGGGUUCCAUUCUAUCUAACCUUCUAUUGGUUUUGGGAUGCUCCUUUCUUGCGGGGGGUAUAUAUCACAGUGAAAGCACCUUCCAGGUGACUGCUGCCCAAGCUUCUGCAUCUCUUAUGACCCUUGCUUGCAUCACUAUGAUCAUCCCUGCGGCAUAUCACAGCGCUCGCACGUCCUUGAUCUCUGUGCCCAGUAACCCAACGGAAGUCAUCACGCUCGUCUCUGACCCCCUUCUCUCCAACCUGGAUGAGAAAGGACAGGCUGGACUGCUCAUCAUCUCUCGUGGCACUGCGCUCCUGCUUCUCGGCGUUUACGUCGCGUAUCUGUUCUUCCAGCUGAAAACGCAUGCGGAUCUUUUCGUGGCGCUUCCUGCAAGGGAUGAGGAAGGUCAGAUCAUUCCGGAGGAGGAAGAGACUCCCAAAAUGAGCAUUUUCUCUGCCGCUGUAUCACUGCUCACCGUUACCGUCAUUACAUCCUUCGUCGCGGAUUUCCUGGUAGCCUCGAUUGAGGAAACCGCCGAAAGAUAUCAUAUCCCCAAGCCUUUCAUUGGUCUCAUUUUGCUGCCCAUUGUCGCAAACGCUGCAGAGCAUGUCACAUCGGUAUGGAUGGCUAUGAAGAACAAAAUGGAACUGACUAUUGGAAUCUGCGUGGGCAGCUCCAUUCAAAUCGCCGCAUUCGUUGUUCCAUUGCUCGUCAUCAUCGGCUGGAUCUCGGGCCAUGAACUGAGCUUGUUCUUCGCAAACUUCGAAACUGUGGUGUUCUUCGUAUCAGUGAUGUUGGUUAACCUACUCAUCCAAGACGGUCGGUCGAAUUACAUGGAAGGCGUUAUGCUGAUCACGCUGUACCUGGUCAUUGCCCUUGCGUUCUGGGUCUCUGACUGAGCACACAGAGUCAAAUCCGUGUGUUCAUGCGCCGGUGUCUCGCCUCUUUUACCGCCGAAAAUCCGCAACACACAUCCUCCGUGAUCGCAAAUCGCAAACCUAUCAUAUUCUGUUGACCGCCGAUCUGUACAUCAGCAUAUACCGCACGCCCUGCUCACCUGCUCUUGCCUCAAUUGUUCUGCUCUCCUGAUGCUGGUCUUGAGCUCCUUACCCCCCUUUCUGCCGCACAUUGCUCCUGUUUGGGGAUUAGUCACGUUCCCAAUCACAGCACAUCGCCAUUCAUCCCUGUAAGGUUCAUAUCGCAUCAUAUCUUCGUACCUGGCGUCACCCAUGUUUCCUCUUUCUUGUUUCUACUUUGCUUCAUCCCCGAUCCUGUGUCGCUUCGUUCUGUCAUUGACCCUGACGGCCUGAUCUUUGAUCUCUGAUUCGAAGUCAUUGCUUAGCAUACUCCGUCCGCUCCUUUCGCGCACCUUUCUCAGUUUCCCAUCUUGCCGUAACAUACUUGCUUAGUGCAGGCCGCGUUUCACCCUCACACGUACACACGCUUUGGCCUACUCGCGCGCUACCCCUUUCCCUUUGCUGUACCCUAUCUUACUGAUUCUCUCAAAUCUUCCCUCCGUCAUUCCGGCACUUAUUCUUUCUUCCGAGAAAGUCGCACGGGUGUACCGACACCAGUUUUCUUGGGCAGUAGGGCGGCACGCAUCUGAUAUGGACUUGCUUGCCUGUCUAUUCUCCUAGUGGAUUGGUUGUAUCUUUUUUGAUUUUUUGAUUUUUUAUUGAUUAGUUCGUUUAUUGCGAUAUACACAUCCCACUCUGCUUUUGUGCUCCAGUUGGGCUGCACUUCAAUGAUGGUCUAACUGAGCUGAAGAGAUGUAAUGUGCACAUGCAGUACAGACUGGCAUGCAUAAUU
Heterobasidion irregulare TC 32-1 is the source of this 2202-nucleotide messenger RNA. RefSeq names its product H+/Ca2+ exchanger Vxc1-like protein. Lineage: Eukaryota; Fungi; Basidiomycota; Agaricomycetes; Russulales; Bondarzewiaceae. Bases 6 to 1292 code for a protein of 428 amino acids. Gene Ontology annotation, molecular function: calcium:proton antiporter activity. The transcript is spliced from 17 exons. Gene Ontology annotation, biological process: intracellular calcium ion homeostasis; calcium ion transmembrane transport. The record is from RefSeq and is a predicted model, not a curated record. Gene Ontology annotation, cellular component: fungal-type vacuole membrane.